This is a messenger RNA of Hemibagrus wyckioides, 3171 nucleotides long. Its product is annotated as zinc finger and BTB domain-containing protein 12-like. The record is from RefSeq and is a predicted model, not a curated record. Gene Ontology annotation, molecular function: protein binding; RNA polymerase II cis-regulatory region sequence-specific DNA binding; DNA-binding transcription factor activity, RNA polymerase II-specific. Bases 157 to 1770 code for a protein of 537 amino acids. NCBI's taxonomy places the organism in Eukaryota, Metazoa, Chordata, Actinopteri, Siluriformes, Bagridae. Gene Ontology annotation, biological process: regulation of transcription by RNA polymerase II. The transcript has 5 exons.
GACGCCGGAAGUCACUUCCCGGCCACCGUAGUAUAGGUUACGCUUCUUAAAAAGUAAACACUAGCCCUAAAGACUUGAAGCCACUUGGCGACACGCCUGUUUCUGUUAUGUGUGAUUUCGUGCCUGCUCUCCCGGGACAGAAAUACAUUUAAAACGAUGGACAUGGUGUGUUUCCGCCUGCCUGGCCACAGCGACGCUGCGCUGAGGAACAUGAACUCCUUGCGGGAGCAGCGCCACUUCUGCGACAUCACCAUCGUGGCCGGCGGCAGGCAGAUGUUCCGCGGUCACAAAGUGGUGCUGGCCGCCGGUUCGGCCUUUCUCAGGGACCAGUUUUUACUGAACCCCUCUGCAGAGCUACAGCAGGUGUCUGUGCUGCACAGCUCCACAGUGAUCCGUGAGCUGCUGCAGUCCUGCUACACAGGCAUCCUGCAGUUCAGCGCCAAAGAGAUCGUUAAUUACCUAACGGCAGCCAGCUACCUCCAAAUGGAGCACGUGGUGGAGAAGUGCCGAGUGGCUCUGAGUCAGUACCUGCAGUCUAAGAGCAGCAGCUCAGGAUCUGUAAAAACAGAAGAGUCUCAGGCCAUGGCGGCGAUCGUCAGCGGGAGCACUCAUUCCCUGGGCGAUAUGUCUCCGCCGUCCGAGCGGGCAUCGUCUCUGCAGCCGCACAGUUCAGAGGAGGAGCCGCAGGUCUCAGGAGUCGAUCACGCCGGUGCUCAGCACAGAGACGAGGCUGAUUUGUCUAUAGCACGGCUUAGAGCCUCAGAGCAUUCCGGGGGUGUUGAGGACGAAGAGGGCAGGAACGACUUCAGUGUGUUCGAGGUGCGCAUCAGAGACGAGCAUCACGACCCAGAGGAGAACGCGGGAGUCCAAGAGAACGCCGGAGAUGCUGUGGAUAUGUUAGCCAUACGGCAGGGCACACAUCCGCACGCAGAGGAUCUCUGCAGGGAUGAAGGUGGACUGCCAGGCAGCAGCCCGAGGGGUGGAGUGCGCAUCUGGAGGCGGAGAUUCGGUGAGCCCAGGGGUGGUCGGGGGCGGGGCUUCAAGCACAGAAAGCGCUACACAUACCGUGAACGAAGGCCUUUGGGGAACUUUCAGCAGGCGUGGCGCUUUCCCACCUCAGAGGAGAUCAUGGGGAGUUUCGGAGCGGGGAUCGGGCAAGACUACUUGGCUCUCGGAGAGGGUCAGAUGCGGGUGGAUUUCCAGCCGUCGGAAUGCCAAGGAGACACGGCAGGUUCGGACGGUGGCCCCGGACACUUUAGCAUGGACGGAGCGAGUGCCGAGGAUGACGUAGGAGUCGUAUCGUUGGCCGCUAACGAAGAAGACGGUGGUGAGGACUCUGUGGCUGUCGUGGGCUCCACAUCCUGUGUGACGGGCUCGGUGGCGUGCGAGCAGUGCGGCCUGGCGUUUUCUUCAGUGGAAGAUCUAGCAGCCCACUCACGCUCCACCCACCUGCUGUACGUCUGCCCGUGCUGCGGCAAACACUUCAGCCAGACGAGCAACCUGAACCGCCACAUGGCCGUCCACCGCUCGGCCAAGCUCCACAGCUGCCCGCUCUGCCACAAGACCUUCACGCAGAAGUCCACGCUGUCCGACCACAUGAACAUGCACAGCGGACAGCGGCCGCACGUCUGCGCCUUCUGCCGCAUCUGCUUCGCCCACAAACCCGCACUCCGGCGCCACCUGAAGGAACAGCACGGCAAGACCACAGCACAGAAUUACCUGGAGAUCCAGAGAGAGUGCGAGGAGCCCGCUAUAGGAGGAGGGGUUUAAGGAGACUUUUCACAAUGAAAUCUAAAGUAGCAUUAUUGAUCUAUAUAGUACUAUAGAUCACUAUAGAGGGAGAGGUGAAGAUUAACGGUCAGAGUCUGACAACGUCUUAACAAUCUACAGAUCCUGACUCGAACACGAACAACUCGAGCUCAGGAAAGGAAAUACAUCAGGCGCUGUUCGGUGAAAUUUUUCAUUCACACUAAUUAUUCUAAUCAGUCAAGACAUGUCUGGUGUCUGACGUUUGCUUCUUUCAGUUAUCCACUGGAGCGAUCAGAACGAUUUACUGAACAAGUUACAGGUUCAAUAGCAUUUAUUUUAACAAUGGAACAAGUAUUGCAAGUCUGUCACUCAAAAUAUUUCAAAAUUCAUCUCCAUUUUAGCAAUUUUUUCACACAAAAAAGAAAAGGGGAAAAAAACGAAGUAAUCACUUACUCAGUAUUUUUAAGUAUUGACCCAUGACAAGUCAGGGAGUUUGAUUGAGUCAUUUUAAAGUUCCAGACUUUAUAAUGCCCCACACACAAGAAACAUCAGAACAGAUUUAUCCCUAAAUCAGUCAUAGGAUGUUUUAUUGGUGGGGAAAAAAACACAACUAAAAGUUUCCUCAUCAGUAUAAACCAAAGCAGGUGACUGUUAGCUUUUAGCAUUUUAUUUUCUUAUUAUUUAUCAGUCUUAUUUUCUCUAUCAGUAUAAAUGCUCACUACGUAGAGUAUUAAUAUAAUAGGAUAUAAUGUAGUGCACUAAAUAUCCAGUAGAAACUUGUAUUUGAACUUGUUUCACCUGCACAGGUUUGCAUUCAGUAUUCAGGCUUGCAGUUUUACAAAGGUCUAAGUAUGGGCACCGUCUGCUCUGCUCACUCGCAGACAAGCGUCUGUUAUGGAGUGAGGAAGAGGUUCAUGUGUAUUACUGGUCACAUUAAACUCCUAGCUCAUGCAAAACUAGAAGACCAAACAUUGUCUUGGCUGAUUUACUCGCAUUGAGGAAAGUAUAAAAACACUCCUUUGAGAGUCAGAAGACAACACAGAGACGCGAGUCAGAGUCUGACCUUUAAGUCUGAAGGUCAGCCUAGUUACCUGGACACCUCACUUGCCACCUCCUGUUUUAGUUAACCAGGGCUUGGUUCUUGAGACUUGAGAACAUCCGUGCCUCAUUGAUUAAAUUAGUAUCUGAACACUGUGCUGACAGACUGCAUUGUGGAGAAUAAAAACAAGAACAGAAUCUGUGUCGGUGUAAUUGUCUGUAUGUGUAUUCGGUGAAUAGCCUGUGACUAGUCGAAUUAACCAGUUAGCAAACAAGCCAGUAACGUUGUGAUGGAGUGUAACCAUGUUUUGUUUCCUGUUGUGUCUUCAGCUACGAUGUGUUGUCAUUUACAAUCAAUUAAAAAAACAAAACAGGGAGCUUUAA